Plasmodium vinckei vinckei is the source of this 615-nucleotide messenger RNA. Its product is annotated as 60S ribosomal subunit protein L24, putative. Gene Ontology annotation, cellular component: nucleolus. The record is from RefSeq and is a predicted model, not a curated record. Bases 1 to 615 code for a protein of 204 amino acids. Gene Ontology annotation, biological process: ribosomal large subunit biogenesis. The transcript has 3 exons. NCBI's taxonomy places the organism in Eukaryota, Apicomplexa, Aconoidasida, Haemosporida, Plasmodiidae.
AUGAGGAUAGAUAAAUGUUGGUAUUGCUCGGGAAACAUAUAUCCAGGGCAUGGAAUACACUUCAUACGUAAUGACGCAAGAGUCUUCCGGUUUUGUCGUAGCAAAUGCCAUAAACAUUUUAAGGCAAAACAUAAUCCACGUAAAGUAAAAUGGACAAAGAUAUAUCGUAAAGAAAGAAACAAAGAGCUUAAUGAGGAUAAAGUAUUUGAGUUUGAAAAGAUUCGUAACGAGCCAAUAAAAUAUGAUAGAAAUUUAUAUAUAAAAACAAUUAAUGCUAUAAAAACAAUUGAAAAGAUUAAAGAGAAAAGAAAAAUGUUAUUUUAUAAAAAUAGAAUAAAAGAAGUAUCUGAUAAAAAAAUUAACUUAUCCUUAAAUUAUAUUAAGAAAAAUCCAGCUUUAUUAAAAAAUACAGAAUUUGAAAAUAUACAUAAAGAAUUAAUUGCUAUGAAACAAGAACAUGUAGACGUUACACUAGUUAGAAAUAAUUUUGAAAGUGAUGAAAUUAUUAGGAUGGAUGAAAAUGAUGCAAUUAAAUUUUCUUCAGACAUAUUCCACGAACAAAAUGUACAGAAAGAACGAGAGCAACGAGAGAAUACAAAUAUGGAGUUUGCUUGA